AUGAAGAAUAAUUCUAUGUAUCUCUGCCCUGUGACAAUCGGUGGGCAGAAAUUGAUGCUUGACUUCGACACCUGCUCUAGAGACUUAUGGGUUAUAUCAAGUCGUCCGGACCAGGCUACUCAGGCUUUGUUCAAGUCAGAUGGCCACACAAUCUAUGAUCCUUCUCGAUCUCAUACAGCUACAGCAGCUCCUGGUGAAACCUGGAAGAUCGAGUAUGGUGACGGAAGCAAUGCCUCCGAUGAUGUUGCCAAUGACACCGUCACAGUUGGCAAUAUAAUCAUUGAAGCACAGGCUGUCGAAUACACAGUCAAGCCAAAGAAGUUACGUACUCCAGUUGAAAAUAUGGUCUCUCAAGGCGACAUCCCUCCCGUUUACCGACUCUUUGCCGUCUGUCUUUCUAGCUGGAAAGACACUGACGAACCCGGCCAGGGAAAGAGCUUCUACACCUUUGGCAUGAUCGACCAGACAGUCAUGAAGCGCUGCAACGCCACAGAUUUCUUCUGGACACCACUUGUCGACCAGUUCCGGGGCUUCUGGGAGUUUCCUUCAAAGUUCUUCGUGGUAAAUGGGACAACGAUUCCUCGAAAAGCUGCCCAGAAGGGAGGAAAUAGUGCUAUCGCUGGCACUACUCUUGCCCUACUAGAUGACGAAACCUGUGUUGCAAUCUACAAAUGCAUCAAAGGCAGCCGAUACGACUACCAAAAUCAAGACUAUGUCUUCCCAAGCAACACACCUGAGCGUGGACUUUCAUCCGUUGGCUUCUACGUAUGCAACAGGGCAUCUUUUGGUCCGAAGGAGUCACUUUUGUUCGCCGAAACUGAACCUGGUUGGAGCUACGGCGGCAUCCAGAGCCGUGGUGAUCUACCAUUCGACAUUCUAGGCGACACUUCCCUGAAAGGCAUAUAUGCGGGUAAAAAGCGCUUCGGUGCGGUGCAGCACAAUUUGGAAAGCCAGGAUCUGAAGCUGCAGUAG
Verruconis gallopava is the source of this 972-nucleotide messenger RNA. RefSeq lists its product as uncharacterized. Lineage: Eukaryota; Fungi; Ascomycota; Dothideomycetes; Venturiales; Sympoventuriaceae. Gene Ontology annotation, biological process: proteolysis. Bases 1 to 972 code for a protein of 323 amino acids. The transcript is spliced from 4 exons. The record is from RefSeq and is a predicted model, not a curated record. Gene Ontology annotation, molecular function: aspartic-type endopeptidase activity.